GUGCACCCAAGCGUGACUUGAUGGUGGUGUUUUCUGUCUCUCUGUACUCUUGUCUCUGCAGGUUCAGAGAACGCAUGUGCAAAAACGUCAUUCACGUUUCUAAGACAGGAGCUGCCUGUCAGGCUGGCAAAUAUUAUGAAAGAAAUUGAUUUAUUGCCUGAUAAUCUUCUGAGGACUCCUUCAGUGCGCCUGGUGCAGAGCUGGUACAUGCACAGCUUCCAGGAUAUACUGGAGUUCAAGGACAGGGAUGUUGAUGAUGAAAUGCUCAAACAAGACUUCACAGAUGCUGUGAUUAAGAUCAGAAACCGGCACAAUGAUGUGGUGCCCACCAUGGCUCAAGGAGUGGUGGAAUAUAAGGAGACCUACGGGACCGACCCCAUCACCAGCCAGAACAUCCAGUACUUCCUGGACCGGUUCUACAUGAGCAGGAUCUCCAUCAGAAUGCUCCUGAACCAGCACACUCUUCUGUUUGGGGGAAAGGUGCAUGACAAUCCUGCUCAUCCCAAACAGAUCGGCAGCAUUGACCCCAGCUGUCACGUCACUGAUGUUGUGAAAGAUGCGUACGAAAAUGCCUGUAACCUUUGCAGCCGGUAUUAUAUGAACUCACCCGAGUUAGUACUGGAAGAAUUUAAUGUUAAAGGACCCGAUAAACCCAUUGCUGUGGUGUAUGUGCCGUCUCAUCUGUACCACAUGGUGUUUGAGCUCUUUAAGAAUGCCAUGCGCGCCACCAUGGAGCUUUAUGAAGACGCCAUGGAGUAUCCCCCGGUGCAUGUGCAGAUCGUCCUGGGCCACGAGGACCUGACUGUGAAGGUCAGUGAUCGUGGAGGCGGAGUCCCGCUGAGGAAGAUUGACAGGUUGUUUACGUACACAUACUCCACUGCCCCUCGUCCUCAGAUGGACACGUCUCGAGCCACUCCUCUGGUCAGUGUGUAACCUCUCUGAAAUCUGACAUACUGUCUGCAUCUCAGGGUCCCACUUUAAUUUUUUUAAUGGUUAGAAACUGAAGAGUUGAAAUAGCUGUGGCUUAGUGAUUGGCUUACAUGCUCAGACAAAUGGAUGACAAAUAGUGGUUAAACGGAUCGUAGUUGAUCCGUGAUUCGUACGGACCAAGCCCCAAGGUUCGGCA
This is a messenger RNA of Sinocyclocheilus grahami, 1126 nucleotides long. RefSeq names its product pyruvate dehydrogenase kinase, isozyme 1 (gene pdk1). Gene Ontology annotation, molecular function: pyruvate dehydrogenase (acetyl-transferring) kinase activity. The transcript has 8 exons. Gene Ontology annotation, cellular component: mitochondrion. Lineage: Eukaryota; Metazoa; Chordata; Actinopteri; Cypriniformes; Cyprinidae. Gene Ontology annotation, biological process: regulation of glucose metabolic process; protein phosphorylation. The coding region runs from base 136 to 933 and encodes 265 amino acids. The record is from RefSeq and is a predicted model, not a curated record.